This is a messenger RNA of Trichoderma virens Gv29-8, 648 nucleotides long. RefSeq lists its product as uncharacterized. The coding region runs from base 1 to 648 and encodes 215 amino acids. Gene Ontology annotation, biological process: cell redox homeostasis; cellular response to oxidative stress. NCBI's taxonomy places the organism in Eukaryota, Fungi, Ascomycota, Sordariomycetes, Hypocreales, Hypocreaceae. Gene Ontology annotation, cellular component: cytoplasm. The transcript has a single exon. Gene Ontology annotation, molecular function: thioredoxin peroxidase activity. The record is from RefSeq and is a predicted model, not a curated record.
AUGGCUACCCUUGCUUCUCAGUUGGCUGCUACUGCCGUGGGUGUCAGCCAGAACGCCCCUGCUCCUGUCUAUGCCUCCAUCAAGAAGUCUAUUACCGAAAUCAAGGCCACUUUUGACAAGAGUUCUGCUAUUCAAACCGGAGCUACUAUUCCCAGCUUCAAACUCCCCAACGCUCUCGGCCAGGACGUCACCAGCGAGAGCCUCCUCGCCAAAGGCCCCGUCCUAAUCACUUUCUACCGUGGUGACUGGUGCCCCUUCUGCAACUUGGCUCUGCGCUCUCUGCAGCUGCAUUUGGAUGAAUUCAAGGCCAAGGGUGUCACCAUUGUUGCCAUCUCUCCUGAGCUUCCCAACACCUCUCUGUCUACUACUGAGAAGAACGAGCUCAAGUUUGAAGUUUUGUCUGAUGUUGGCAACAAAUUCGCCCGUCAGCUCGGCAUUGUCUGGGACCAGCCCAAGUACCUCCAGGGUGUCUUAGAUGCCUUUUCGGUUGACCUGAAGGCUCGCAAUGGAGACGACUCCAUGGCUGUGCCUAUUCCCACCACUCUUCUGGUCGACUCCAAGGGAGUUGUCAGGAACAUCCAUACCGAUCCUGACUACAUGCAGCGACUCGAGCCCACUACCGCACUUGAGUGGGUCGAUGCUCUAUAA